Messenger RNA from Panicum hallii, 498 nucleotides. RefSeq names its product ubiquitin-60S ribosomal protein L40-like. The record is from RefSeq and is a predicted model, not a curated record. Gene Ontology annotation, molecular function: ubiquitin protein ligase binding; structural constituent of ribosome; protein tag activity. NCBI's taxonomy places the organism in Eukaryota, Viridiplantae, Streptophyta, Magnoliopsida, Poales, Poaceae. The transcript has 4 exons. Gene Ontology annotation, biological process: modification-dependent protein catabolic process; translation; protein ubiquitination. The coding region runs from base 1 to 498 and encodes 165 amino acids. Gene Ontology annotation, cellular component: ribosome; nucleus; cytoplasm.
AUGCAAUCCCUGAGCUCCGCCCGCCACCCCACGGCCACCCCACCCCACCCACCCACUCCCCCAAAACCCCACUCCUCCGGCGAGCAAUCCCCGAACUCCAGCGAGAUUCAGAUCUUCGUGAAGACGCUGACCGGGAAGACGGCGACGCUGGAGGUAGAGAGCAGCGACACCGUCGCCAACAUCAAGGCCAAGAUCCAGGACAAGGAAGGCAUCCCUCCGGACCAUCAGCGGCUCAUCUUCGCCGGGAAGCAGCUGGAGGACGAGCGCACUCUGGCCGACUACAGCAUCCGGAAGGAAUCGACGCUGCACCUGGUGCUGCGCCUCAACGGCGGCAGCAAGGGCGGCACCUACCCCAAGAAAGUCGAGCCCAACCUCCUCCAGCUCGCGCUCAAGUACCGCCAGCGCAAGAUGAUCUGCCGUGCUACGCCCCGCAAUCCCAUCAGGGCCUACAACUGCCGCAAGAAGAAGUGCGGCCACUGCAACGAGAUUUGUACAUAG